AGACUCUUUUGACUGUUUCUUUUCCUCCAAAUACAUAACGGUAACCAACUACCUUCCCCCCUCCUUUUCCUCUCUUCCAUGCUUCAUCCUAGAGCUAAGUCCCAAUUCCUUCUCCUUUCCUCACGUUCAUGCAGACUUGCCAUUUUACGAAUGCACCAAAAAUGGAACGCAAACGAACCAUGACGAUGAACUGGGAUGGCCUCGGCGACGACGGUGACGAAGACGCCGACCGCUUCCUUGAGUCCACUGAACGCAUUUCCUCCGCCUUUUCCCUCGACCUUGCCUCCUCCUCCGAUGACGAUGACGAAGAAUUCGAAACUCGUACAUCCUUCGCCUCUGCUGUCUCUUCUCUACGCUCUGCCAAAUUUAGAAACUCGAUCAUCUCCGACCCUGCUGCUCCUCUCAACUAUGAUAUCUGGAUGGCUACACCCGGUUCCAUCAAUGAACGCCGCAAGCGCCUCCUCCAAGGAAUGGGAUUGGCCGUGGCGGGGGAUAACAAGAAAGACCUCCUUAGCUUUAAACGUGUUGUUUCCGAUAAGUCUUUUUCUUCAAGGCCUUCUCCUCCUACUCCUCCACCACCACCUCCUACUAAUACUACUACUUCUGCAUCUCCUUCUUCUCCAAGUAAAAAUCAACUGAAACAAGUCGAGCCUCUGCAUUCUCAUUCUCCUUCUCCUUCACCAUCAGAUACGCCUUCGCCUUCGCAUUUACCGAUCGUUCUAGUUCGGUCACGAUCCGACGGGGACAUUGAGAUGUUGUCAAUACCGAAACGGAGGAAAGAGGACCUCAUCGGUAAAACAUCGAAGCAACGGCUCACACGAACCUAUUCGAUGAUAGUAGCGCAACAUGCUCGAAUAUGUCCUACGUAUCUGGAUGCCAUCAGAAUAUCGCCAAAAGAAGCUGGACAAGUCUCCUCCAGACAACCAAUUCGACAUAGCGGCACCCUGUCGCGGAGCUGUUUUGGAGCUUUCUUUCUAAUCAAGAACUUGGACACGGGGAAGGAGUUCAUCGUGAGUGAAUAUGGGGAAGAUGGGAUGUGGAACAAGCUCAGUGACCUUCAGACGGGAAAGAAGUUGACAAUGGAAGAAUUCGAGAAAUGCGUCGGCUAUUCUCCGGUGGUGAAGGAGCUAAUGCGUCGAGAGAACGUGUCAUCGAGAAAUAUGAAUGAUAUCGAUGGGAAUGAAAUCGACAGGAAAGUGGGCGUGAAUUCGUAUUUCUCGAAGAGUUUGAGAAUGAGCAAGAAAGGAGGGGCUGCUCUGUUGAAGAACGUGAAGGGUUUGGCUAACUCGAUGAGUGGAGUACUAAUUGGUGAAAAGGAUCAGAGGGAGAUUUCGCAACUUCCAACGCCAGUGCUGGAGCCGAAACUGGGAAAGAAUUCUAAUUCCUCAAAAUGGAUAAAAGUCCAGCAAAGUGGCAAGUCGUGUAAGGAGCUCUCCGCUCUGCAUUUGUGCCAAGAAAUUCAGGCUCAUGAGGGGUCGAUUUGGACUAUCAAGUUUAGCCACGAUGCGCGAUUUCUUGCAAGUGCAGGAGAGGACCGUGUAAUUCAUGUGUGGGAAGUGCAGGAAUGCGAGGUCAUGCCUCUGAGGCUAGGCGAGGAAGUUGGAUAUACGACCCCGCUUCAUCAUUCCUUCUCUGCUUCUGGAGAAAGACCUAAUCCGACUCUUGGUGAGGCUAUGUCAUUGCCAUCAGAGAAGAAGAAAAAGGGAAAGUCUAGCACCAGAAAAGGGAACUCCAUACCCGACUAUGUUCACGUGCCUGAAAGCAUGUUUUCGCUUUUGGAGAAGCCUGUCUGUUCUUUCCAAGGUCAUCAGGAUGAUGUUUUGGACUUGUCCUGGUCUAAAUCUCAGCUGUUGCUUUCAUCUUCAAUGGAUAAAACUGUUAGGUUAUGGGAUUUGGAAACCAAGAGCUGUCUAAAGUUGUUUGCCCACAACGAUUAUGUAACUUGCAUACAGUUCAAUCCGAUAGAUGACACUUAUUUCAUCAGUGGCUCACUUGAUGCAAAAGUUCGAAUAUGGAGCGUACCCGAUCGGCAAGUUGUGGAUUGGAUGGACUUCCAUGAAAUGGUCACUGCUGCAUCUUACACCCCUGACGGCCAGGGUGCCAUAAUUGGUUCACACAAAGGAACUAUUCGCACAUAUAGCACAGAAGGUUGCAAAUUAGAUCAAAUAAGCCAGAUUGAUAUUCAAACAAAGAAGAAAUCUCAGGCUAAAAAGAUCACUGGCUUUCAGUUUGCCCCAGGAAAUCCAUCUGAAGUGCUGGUUACUUCAGCUGAUUCCCGGAUUCGAGUUUUGACUGCAUCAGAUGUCACUCAUAAGUUCAGAGGUUUCCGAAAUACAAGUAGCCAAAUUGCAGCCUCUUUUUGUCAGCGUGGGAAAUAUAUAAUCAGCGCAAGUGAAGAUUCCCAUGUUUAUGUUUGGAAGCGUGAAGAGCCCCGAAAUCAUGGAUCAGGCAUAGGAAAAAACAAGAGCUUAACCAGCACCAAUUCACACGAGCAUUUCCAGUGUAAGGAUGUUUCUGUAGCAAUCCCAUGGCUUGGCACCAUAAAGGGUGAACCACCAGCCAUGCCAACACAACCAAAAAGGCAGUCCAAACGCUACCCUUCACAGCCAACUUCAAUUAACGGGUCGCCAACCAGAGAAGACAACCUUAUAACCAACACUAAAAGACAGCUGCCACCACUUCCCAAGAAAAGCACCAAUAACAAUGCUUUAGAGAGUGCUUCAACGCCCCAAGAAGAUGUCGGCCUUGCUCUAGUUUCUCAAACAGAAUCUGGAAUCGGAGAGUCAUUCGAUUCGGUUUCGAGCUCAGGUAGAUACGGUGAUUCACCCUCUAUUUUGAAUGCUAGGAAUCCAUCAGCAUCAUCUUCAUCUUGGUCUUCUUCUCGGUCUUGGUUUGAUGUUGGCAAUAACCAUGUCGCCCAUACCAUCCAACCAACAGCAUGGGGCUUGGUAAUCGUCACUGCCAGUCUAGGAGGUGAAAUCAGGGCUUACCAGAACUUUGGGUUGCCGCAUAGGAUUGGCCGCCAAACCAGUCUCUUCGGAAGCCCCACAUGAGUUGAUUUCUGUUGAUAAAGAUAGAAUUAACCUUCUUUUCUUGACAAAACUUCUAGUAUUCUACAUUUGGUUAUAAAUUCAAGUUGAGGAAGGAACCUAA
Molecule: messenger RNA, 3153 nt
Organism: Carya illinoinensis
Lineage: Eukaryota; Viridiplantae; Streptophyta; Magnoliopsida; Fagales; Juglandaceae
Product: WD repeat-containing protein 44-like
Exons: 7
Coding region: 129-3053 (974 amino acids)
Molecular function (GO): protein binding
Source: RefSeq, a predicted model, not a curated record